AUGACCCACCUCAAUGAUGGAACGGGCCGUACGGACCUCUCAUUACAAGGCAGACGCUCCGAUCUGUCGGGAACAAUAGCAGCAGAAAUAGCAGCAAUAGCAAUAACAGCAGCAGCAGCAGCAGCAGCAGCAAUAACAGCAAUAACAGCAAUAACAGCAAUAACAGCAAUAACAGCAAUAACAGCAAUAACAGCAAUAACAGCAAUAACAGCAAUAACAGCAAUAACAGCAAUAACAGCAAUAACAGCAAUAACAGCAAUAACAGCAAUAACAGCAGCAGCAGCAGCAGCAGCAGCAAUAACAGCAGCAGCAGCAGCAGCAGCAGCAAUAACAGCAGCACCAGCAGCAGCAGCAGCAAUAACAGCAGCAGCAGCAGCAAUAACAGCAGCAGCAAUAACAGCAGCAGCAGCAGCAGCAGCAGCAGCAGCAGCAGCAGCAGCAAUAACAGCAACAGCAGCAGCAGCAGCAAUAACAGCAACAGCAGCAGCAAUAACAGCAACAGCAGCAGCAAUAACAGCAACAGCAGCAGCAAUAACAGCAACAGCAGCAGCAAUAACAGCAACAGCAGCAGCAAUAACAGCAACAGCAGCAGCAAUAACAGCAACAGCAGCAGCAAUAACAGCAACAGCAGCAGCAAUAACAGCAACAGCAGCAGCAAUAACAGCAACAGCAGCAGCAAUAACAGCAACAGCAGCAGCAAUAACAGCAACAGCAGCAGCAAUAACAGCAACAGCAGCAGCAAUAACAGCAACAGCAGCAGCAAUAACAGCAACAGCAGCAGCAAUAACAGCAACAGCAGCAGCAAUAACAGCAACAGCAGCAGCAAUAACAGCAACAGCAGCAGCAAUAACAGCAACAGCAGCAGCAAUAACAGCAGCAGCAGCAGCAAUAACAGCAGCAGCAGCAGCAAUAACAGCAGCAGCAGCAGCAAUAACAGCAGCAGCAGCAGCAAUAACAGCAGCAGCAGCAAUAACAGCAGCACGAAUUGUGAAGCUGUCGAGACAAACAACGUCUCCAGCCACAGACGACCCGCCUGUUUCGCUGAAUCGAUCAGUCAAAGAUUGGGUGUUAAGUGCCGACCAUUUGUCUUCAUCUGGAACGAGGUAG
Schistocerca serialis cubense is the source of this 1107-nucleotide messenger RNA. Its product is annotated as ice-structuring glycoprotein-like. The record is from RefSeq and is a predicted model, not a curated record. Lineage: Eukaryota; Metazoa; Arthropoda; Insecta; Orthoptera; Acrididae. The transcript is spliced from 3 exons. The coding region runs from base 1 to 1107 and encodes 368 amino acids.